Molecule: messenger RNA, 593 nt
Organism: Oncorhynchus mykiss (rainbow trout)
Lineage: Eukaryota; Metazoa; Chordata; Actinopteri; Salmoniformes; Salmonidae
Source: RefSeq, a predicted model, not a curated record
AGGCCAGUAUAAAUAUAGGGAGCUGGAGACACAGAUAAAGACAAAGUAAGAUGAACACCUACAGACUGAGAACAAUGUGGCUGCCCCUGCUUGUGUGCCAGCUUUGCCUGAUUCUGCAGAGUGAGGCCCAGACACCCAGCACUUUUUGCAACAUGCACUCAACAUUCAGACCACCAGUGAACUCGGACAUCACAGUGACCUGUGGUACUGAGGUUAUGGAGUUGAGUAUCUUGUUAUGCCCAGUCUACUUUGGUGGAUACAACGAAACCCUGAUGGCCCUCAACGCACAGUUCAUCCUCCCCGGGUGCCAUGGAAUACCUGACUGGAACAUUGACCCUCCAAUCCUGAAAUUCAAUCUGUCAAUAACUGCUGAUGCUGUGGCUGUCUGCUCCAACACAUUCAGGAUAACCAAUGAAGUUGGUACUGGGUUAUUUUCUGACUUCUCAAAUGUCCAGUUUGUUAAUAUAUCUGGCACCAUCAACUCGCUGGACCCCAGUGCAUCUAUUGUCACCUACCGCCGACAGAUCAUCUACAUGUUCUCCUGUCGCUACCCUCUGCAGUAUCUGGUCAACAACAGUAAAGUCACAGUGUGA